Styela clava is the source of this 2082-nucleotide messenger RNA. The record is from RefSeq and is a predicted model, not a curated record. NCBI's taxonomy places the organism in Eukaryota, Metazoa, Chordata, Ascidiacea, Stolidobranchia, Styelidae.
GCCAAGGUGGAAAAAGGAUUAUACGCUGCAUCGUGCACAACAGAUUAGAAAAUAAUAAAAUAUACCAUUCGCCGGAAGGCCCAUGAUAAACGCCAGUAUCGUGCUAUAUACUUUCUAUAUGCCGUAUCGACAUAAUAUAAGCGAGCGUGGUCUUUCUGAUCCCGAUUAAUGUGUGUGCAGUCGCCUUUGGGAGGCGCUUCAUCAACGAACGUGUAGAAGCUUGCAUUGCGCAGUUGUUCUCUGAACGGCGGUUAGUAAACAAACGUGUUAAUGCUUGCAUAUAUAUGAUAAAUCAGUCAGGCAUUGCUAUGGAUACUAAAUUCGUUACAUUAAAUACCGGGGCGAAAAUGCCUAUCGUAGGUUUGGGUACCUACGCGGAACCUGGAGAAAUCAAACAGGCCGUGGAAACCGCAAUAGACGUAGGAUAUCGACAUCUUGAUUGCGCUUUUGUGAAUGGUAAUGAAGCUGAAAUUGGCGAAGCAAUUCAGAACAAAAUUGAGGAUAGAACAGUAAAGAGAAAGGACUUGUUCAUUACAACGAAAGCUUGGCCAACGUAUUAUCGAAAAGUGAGGGAGUGUUUUGAUGAAAGCUUGAGAAGACUAAAGCUUGAAUAUGUUGACCUAUAUUUGAUGUCCUGGCCGUUCGCGUUCCAACCUAGUUUUUCUGCAGGCGGUAUUUAUUGUCCAAUGGACGAAAAUGGAAAAAUCUUGUUUGACGACGACAUACACUAUCUAGAUGUUUGGAGAGAGCUUGAAAAACUUAAAACAACUGGACUUGCCAAAGCUAUUGGUGUAUCUAAUUUCAACGAAUAUCAGAUUAAUCGAAUAUUGAGCGAAACUACUAUUUCUCCAUCCGUUAAUCAAUAUGAAAUUCAUCCUUAUUUGGCCCAAGAAAACUUGCUACAAUACUGUAAAUCGAAAAACAUUGCAGUGACUGGAUUCAGUCCUUUAGGCGCACCAAAUCGUUCAUGGCAAUCACCAGGGGAGCCGAAAUUAGUCGAAGAUCCAAAGUUGCAAGAAAUCGCAAAGAAGCACGAAACAAGUGUUGCUCAGGUUAUACUGCGAUAUCAAAUUCAGCGCGGUGUCAUAGUUAUUCCGAAGAGUACUAACUCUGUACGAAUAAAAUCCAACUUUGCAAUUUUCGACUUCAACUUGGACAAUGAUGACAUGGGCCAAAUACGAACGUUAGAUAGAAAUCUCAGAUAUUCUCUUCCAGCCUACGCCACCAGCAAAUAUUCAGCAUUUAGUGAAAAUUAUUCAGAAUAAAAAGAAAUAUUCAAUAAACAUUUUGUGAUUAGAAGAAUUGAGUAAACUUUCUGACCUUCCUGUUGGACUGUAUCCGUCUUACAUGAGUCUGUGCCUCUGUCGAUAAUUUUGAUGCCUAUUUUGACAUUGUUAAUUCGCAUUGGAGUUGGACAACAGGGUGUUACUGUUCAUAUAUUUGUUUUUUGCUUUUAUUGAAAUAUUGUAUUACUAAGGAGGUUUUCCGCUGAUUGACCGGUCAGCUAACAGGGUAGGCCUACUCCCGCAGUAUGUGAACUAAGAUAACGGACACCCAGGCGUAGUAGGUGUAUCAAGUUGGGAUUAGGCCAUAAUUUCAGGGACAAAUACUACGAACCUCACCUGGCUCGUAAUAGAACUAAAAUGAGGAAAAUUGAAAUAAAAUUAUGGUCUAACAAGGCACACAUACUAUAGUUUACAAACUUCGGAAGUACCGCUAACAGUGUAUAACUAUUGUGAUGCCAGUCUUUAUGAUCUAUCCAUACAUUUGAGAAUUACAUUCUCUAUUCGUUUCUUAUUUCACGCAUUGCUGCAUCUUUUUGUCAUCUCAGUUGCCCCAUAAUCAAUUGAUGCAAUUUCGUCUGUGGAAUUAUUGGUUAAAAUAAUUGUUGUGUUCGGACAGAUUAGUCGCAAAUACCAAUUAAUACAGAUCGUGAUAGAUUCAUUUUUGAAAUGUUGUUUUCCUGUGGAUAUUAGUGUCAAAUAGUGAUUGUGUUUAUCGUAAAAACCCACGAAGAUGGAAAGCUUUCUGCUUUGGUGAUUUAUUUGAAACUUCCGAAAAGUAAACUCUAAAAAAAUGUUU